This is a messenger RNA of Diversispora eburnea, 1021 nucleotides long. The record is from the annotation of a GenBank genome assembly. Lineage: Eukaryota; Fungi; Glomeromycota; Glomeromycetes; Diversisporales; Diversisporaceae.
AUGAUCGAACGGAACGAUAUUUCCAUUGCUUCAUUUACACCACCUGCCAGAUAUUCACACUCAUCAAUAUUAAUAAAUUCUAAAUUAUAUAUUUUGGGAGGAAAGAAUUCUUCAAUAGAAAAUAAUGAAUUGAUAUUAAAUGAUAUAUUUUAUCUUGAUUUAUCAUCAUCAUUCGACACUGAUAAUCCAACUUGGGAAAGCAUUAAAAGCAUUGAAAAUAUUUCAUCAUCAUUGAAAUCUUUUUGGUGCGCGGAAAGAUUUCAAUUUAUCGAUGAUGGAAAUGGAAAAUUAUACAUUUUUGGUUCAAAUAUUAAUGCACCAAAAGCUAGAUAUGACGCAGCAACUGUAUUACUGAAUGAUGGAAAAAUAUUAUUUAUUGGUGGAAGGGAAUUUAAUGCAGGUGGUGACAAAGUAAUUUCAAGAUCUGGUCACACUGCUGUUUUAGGAUCAAAUGGUCUAGUUGUAAUAUUUGGUGGAACAAUGAGUUCUUUCGCACUCACACCUAAUUCUCCAUUGGUUUUAUUAAACACUUCUACCACACCAUUUAUUUAUUCUGUAUCACAUAAUCCUAUUCCUUCUGGUGCAACAGUAACUCAUCAUACAUCUACUAUUUAUCAAAAUUAUAUGUUGGUGAUUUUUGAUCUUAAUACUUUUAAUUGGUCAACUUAUGUAAAUAUCCAAUCAAAUUCCGAAACUCGAACUAGAAGAUUUAUUAUUUCUGUCAGCAUUAUUGGUGCAAUAAUAACUAUAGGAUUUUCUUUAAUAGGUUUAAUAUAUUAUAAAAAACAAAAGAAGAAAAAUGCUAAAAUUAUGUUGAAAUAUGAGGAAAAAAUUGAUAAUAAUGAUAAUAGUGACAAUUGUAGUAAUUAUAGUAAUUAUAGUAUUCAUAAAUAUAAUAGUGCUCAAUAUGGUAAAAAAGUUUAUAGUAUACACGAAUCAAGCUUUAUUAAUUUAGAUAAUGGAAGUGAAUAUGGAGAUGACGAAAGUAGAUAUUCAAUACCAAUUGCAAAAAUUGUUGUUA